Pangasianodon hypophthalmus (striped catfish) is the source of this 2785-nucleotide messenger RNA. RefSeq names its product tweety homolog 2, like (gene ttyh2l). Gene Ontology annotation, cellular component: plasma membrane. Gene Ontology annotation, molecular function: intracellularly calcium-gated chloride channel activity; volume-sensitive chloride channel activity. NCBI's taxonomy places the organism in Eukaryota, Metazoa, Chordata, Actinopteri, Siluriformes, Pangasiidae. The record is from RefSeq and is a predicted model, not a curated record. The coding region runs from base 239 to 1816 and encodes 525 amino acids. The transcript has 15 exons.
GCAGGCGAGCGGUCCUGAGCCAAGUUGCCAGAGCAGCGAGCAAUCUUUAAACAAGCGCUCUGAGUAGUCAUGAGAUAACAGAUGUAGCCCGAGUCUAGCUGCGGUAGGUAUUAUGUUAAAAAGAGGAAAUGCGUUUAGGCAGCGUUUCCCACUGCUUUGAUACAUCCGAGAGCAUACUUUCCCGUUUUAUUCAUUUUAAUUCGUGUAAAAGUGGACAGUGAGGAUUGGUUUGGUCAGGAUGGCGUCCUCUCGACAAGACUACGUCGCCCCGUGGUGGACUUACUGGCUUCACAACUUCCCACACGUUAAUUUUCAUUUCCAAGCAGUUGAUAGUGCCUUUAAACCGGGGGAAGUAAACUACCAGCAGUCUCUGAUCUUUCUGGCCUGCAUGGCAGCAAUGGGCCUGGGCUUGAGCCUGUUGCUGCUGGGCAUCUAUUUAAGCUGCCUGUGCUUCUGGCGUAGGGAAGAGGCCGAGGAGACCAAGAGGCCCGACACUUGCUGCAUCACGUGGGCUGCCGUGAUCACGGGCCUGGUCAUAUGUUCUGCAGUGGGAGUGGGUUUCUAUGGAAACAGCGAAACCAACGAUGGCGUCUACCAAAUGACCUAUUCACUCUAUAACACCAAUCACACUUUGGCUGGCAUCGAUAGCCAGGUGGCCGGCUCUUUGAGCAACAUGCAGUUACGGCUAAAGGAACACCUGGCACGGCUGGAUGAGAUCUUUUCGCCUCGGCAGGACUACACCCAGACACUUCGCUUCAUGCAGCAGAUGGCUGACAAUAUCAUCCGACAGCUCACUGCCAUGCCCAACAUCAGCCAGGCCAGACAGGACCUUGCAACAGUCGCUGAUCAGGCCAGCUACAUGGAGUACUACAGAUGGCUGAUGUAUCUCCUGCUGCUCAUUCUAGACCUGGUCAUCUGUCUGGGAUGCUGUUUGGGGCUGGCAAAGCAUUCUCGCUGGCUUCUCACUCUUAUUAUGGCGUUAGGUAUGCUGACUCUUAUACUGAGCUGGGCAUCACUUGGAGUGGGCACAGCCACUGCAGUGGGUGCCAGUGACUUUUGUGUGGCCCCUGACAAAUUUAUUGUGAAUCAAACAAAGGACUUCCUGAGUGAAGAUGUAGCCCAUUACUACCUUUACUGCAGCCAGACUCUACCCAAUCCUUUUCAGCAGUCACUGACCAUCUUCCAGAGGUCCCUGACAACCAUGCAGAUUCAGGUCCAAGGCUUGCUACAUGUUUCUCUCUCUAUCUUCCCCACUGCUGAGAGGGAUUUGUUGGGCAUUCAAGGUCUCCUGAACACCACAGAAGUCAGCUUGCACCAGCUCACAGCCUCGCUGGACUGCCGCAGUCUUCAUAAGGACUAUCUGGAUGCCCUGGUGGGCUUGUGCUAUGAUGGAGUGGAGGGCCUACUCUACCUCUGCCUCUUCUCCCUGCUAGCAGCCUGCGCCUUCUGCGCUAUGCUUUGCACCAUUCCACGAGCAUUUAUUCUCAUAGCCAGCAGGGACAGGAACUAUGACGACAUAGACGAAGAGGACCCAUUUAACCCACAGUCACGGCGCAUGGCCCCGUACAACACAAGCCGCACAAACGUGCACAGCUUCUGCAGCUACAGCAGCAGCCUGGGCAGCCAGAGCAGCCUGCAGCCACCGCCGCCAGCCACCUCCACCGCCCCCCCUCCAGAGUACAUGAAUCAGUCGAUGCUGUUUGCCGGAAAUCCUCGAUAUGAAAAUGUACCGCUGAUUGGAAGAGGUUCACCACCACCCUCGACAUGUAGAUACAUAUUCACCCAGCAUGAGGACCACCUACCUGUCUAUGACUGAUGCCCAGACGCGACAUUUUGGAAGUGACUACCAGGUGUAAAGUGUGAGUGUCUGAACCCUGAAGGAGCCGAAACCAUGAUGAAACCAAAUAGAUGAUAUUUAAAUCAGACUUUUAUCUCUGUGGAUACAUUUUUCCCCGUUCUCCAUAUUGAGGAAUUCAAGAUCUGCAGUACAGUAUUUUGACUCCACGCAGAAAUCUCUCCAAAGAGGAGGCCUUACAGGCUAACAGCAUACAUCAACCACCAUGUAAAUACAACUUUUUGGUCAGUACAGGAAAAUAUACAAACUGUGAGAUGUUGAAAAAAAAUAUGGUUGGAUUUGUUACAGAAACGCCUUUCAGUUGUCUGUGGGAUAAAUUCACACAGGAACAAAAACAGAAAGAUCACUUGAACAUGAUUCCACAAUAAGACAUUGUUCUGCAUUAUAAAAAAUAAAUGGUGCUGCUACCUGUAGAGCUUCUAUACAUAAUUGUGACAUAUCAGUGCAAUGAACUUUUACCUCAUCGAUGUUUGCAUUCAAACCAGUCGGUUACGUUUUCAAGCAUCGAGAGAUGUAUCACAGGCCAGGACUGUAGGUUAACCAUGAGUUGAAAGAUUUGAUUUAUUUUUAGGCUCUGUGUUGAAGUAGCUUUCUGUUCAAUACUCAAUGCAAGGUUAAGGCUAAAGCAGUCAAUACUUUAGUAUAUGUAUGCUGAUGUACUGUGUGAAUAUGACUGAGCUCCACGCGUUAGCUUGUUGCUUUUUCAGUGCCGGAUAGGCAUCAGUUUUGAAUAAGAAGCUUUAGGCAUCACUCCCUGAAUGACAUGCUGAACAAGAUUGAAAUUGUACCUAUACUGUUAAAGAUAUAUAGCCUGAAUUCUAACAGCGUUCCUUUCUAAUGUCUUUAUUCUCAGAAGUUUUUCUAUUGUUUAUGUUUUGAACCAGUUUGGAAAAGGUAAAACUUGAUUAAAUAAAUAAUUUGUUCAUUUUA